UAAUUAUUAAUGAUUUCUUGUCUGAAUGCGGUGGUGAAGACGACAAUUAAGUCGGACAAAACUUGCCGGUAAUCGGUGGCGCCGCCUGUGACGCCCCGUUUCAAAUAAUUCUUAAAUAUCCUAAGCUUACCAAUUAUUCAUCCUAUCAUAAACUACGAUUCCGCUAUUUAGAUCCCUGCUUCCGUUUCCAAUCAAAAGGACAAUGGCAGCUUCUGGGGACUCGUGGGUAAGGGAGUACAAUGAAGCAGUAAAACUUGCCGAUGACAUCACUAACAUGAUAUCAGAAAGGAGUUCAUUGCCCGCCACAGGGCCAGAAGCACAGCGACAUUCAUCUGCCAUACGUAGGAAAAUUACCAUACUCAGAACCAGGCUCGAUAGCCUACAGUCUCUUCUUUCAAAGCUUCCUGGAAAGCAACCUCUGACACAGAAAGAAAUGAAUCGGCGGAAAGAUAUGGUUUCAAAUCUAACUUCAAAAGUAAACCAGAUGGCUUCCACAUUGAACAUGUCAAACUUUGCAGAUAGGGAUAGCUUACUUGGGCCAGAAAUUAAGACGACUGAUGUCAUGAGCAGAAUGACUGGGCUUGACAACUAUGGUGGUGUUGGUCUUCAACGACAAAUCAUUAAAGAACAAGACGAGGGCCUUGAAAAAUUGGAGGAGACAGUUAUAAGCACUAAACAUAUAGCAUUGGCAGUCAAUGAGGAGCUUGAUCUGCAUACAAGGCUAAUUGAUAAUCUGGACCAACAUGUUGAUGUCACAGACUCCCGACUGCAGCGAGUGCAGAAGAGGCUUGCAAUAUUGAAUAAACGCACAAAGGGUGGCUGUUCUUGCUUGUGUCUCCUUUUAUCCAUUAUUGGGAUUGUCGUUUUGGUUGCUGCUAUAUAUAUGCUGAUCAAAUAUUUGUAAUAUAGAUAAAUGUGGAAUUGGAAUUUUCUGCUGUCCUUUUGUCCUGGAUUAAAAUUUAACAUUGAUGUGUUGGAAAAAAGAACAAGAACAAGAAGAAGAAGGGGAGUGGAAUGGCUGUGUUAUUUGUGAAGUCGAUUGGAUUUUAAUUCCCGCGUUGUUUGGAUUCCUUGUUUGUGGGAGUGAUAUGAUUUGUUUGGAUAAAUUUCCUGUUAAGCUUUUCAAAAUUUUCCAACUUAUAAUCAA
Molecule: messenger RNA, 1147 nt
Organism: Olea europaea var. sylvestris
Lineage: Eukaryota; Viridiplantae; Streptophyta; Magnoliopsida; Lamiales; Oleaceae
Product: syntaxin-51-like
Exons: 6
Coding region: 203-904 (233 amino acids)
Biological process (GO): vesicle fusion; vesicle-mediated transport; intracellular protein transport
Cellular component (GO): membrane; endomembrane system; SNARE complex
Molecular function (GO): SNARE binding; SNAP receptor activity
Source: RefSeq, a predicted model, not a curated record